Ceutorhynchus assimilis (cabbage seed weevil) is the source of this 2736-nucleotide messenger RNA. The record is from the annotation of a GenBank genome assembly. NCBI's taxonomy places the organism in Eukaryota, Metazoa, Arthropoda, Insecta, Coleoptera, Curculionidae.
UUUUUAAAUUGUCCUUUUUUGAGUCUCUGAAUCACAAUUGCAGCAGCAACUUCUUGAGUUAUCCCAGGAACAGUUUGCAACUCAAAAACGCUCGCCUUAUUUACAUUAAUUAAUCUAGUUGAUCUACUUGUAGUCUUAGAAUCGCCGCUCUUCAAACUAUCAUAACUGGGUGCUCUUGAAGACACACUCUUAUUAAAAUUCCUCCUCAAGUUGACACAAAUUUCUGGUUUUAUUUGCUGCAGCUUUUGCGCCCCUAUGCCUGGCACCAGAGCCACAUCUUCCACUUUUCUGUAGCGCCCUAUGGCUUUUCUGUGCUCGACGAUAUUUUUGGCAACUUCUCUAUUGAUUCCAGGCAAAGUCAUCAAAUCUUCUUCGGUUGCAGUGUUGAUGUUCAAUAAUUCCAUUUGCUCGUCGAUGUCUGGUAUAGUAAAAGUAUGACUGAGGUCCGGUUUCUGGCGUUUAAUAAACGAACGUAGAGAUUUUCUACGUCCCUUUGGUAGGCCCGCAUUGUUACCCAUUUCGCUUAUAUUAAAAACCAUUUGUUGACCCCUUGUAACACCGAAUCAAAGUUUAUUCGAUUGAGUCACACACUGCACUGGGAAUUAAUUACAUUAUUUAUUAUCGAGAAAAGAAUUAUCGGUCAGCCUUGGGCGACGCACGAUUUCUCACUGUAAUUUAUCGCGACACAUUAUUGAACUUUGACCGUCAGAUUAAAUUGGAGACAUUUUACCCACGAGUAUCAGUAUCGCGCUUUGAUAAAUGAUUAAAUGAAUAAAAAUAAUCUAUUAUAUUAUUGUUGAAAAUAAAAAUUAUCUGACAUCCUAGGAGUGAGGUUAUGAUGAUGUCACAAUCAGCUGAUUUUGAUGAAGCGCUGUUGCCAAAAUGUCUCAAUUCAAAGAUGAUCCGUCAUCCGUCACAUUUGCCGAAUGACAAAGUCAAAAUCAGCUGUUUUAGGUUAUGGUUAUGAUUCAUGCCACUGUUCAUGCGGAUCAAAACAAAAACAAAAACAUUUAUAAAAAUACUUUAAAUAAAUAAAUGGGUGCUUUGUGAUUACAACAAAUAUAAUAUUGAUAAUGGUAUUCGAUGCAUCACCAGCAAGCAAACGUUAUUCUUGAAUCUCGUGCGGUAACAUUAUAGUGAGAAAAAAAAAUAGUGAAACAUGUUGAGUUUGUUAUUGAAAUUCACUAUUUUAACGUUUUUACUGUUGAAUAUUUCAUUAGUAAAAAGCCAAUUUGUUCUCGAUGAAACCAUAAGCCCAAACUGCACCAAUGCACGUGAAAUUUUCGCCAAUGCCUCAUCGAAAUUUAUAAAAUGCUCCAUAGAAUUUUCCAGGCCCAUUACAUUUUGCGAGAACUGUAUAGCAAAGUAUAUCAAUGUCCUUAGCAGUUAUCACAAUAUGUCUCUGAUUACAAAUAAUGGAACCCCUUGCAUCAACUAUUUCGUAAAUAACGAUAGACUUGGUAUAGUUCAAACCUUAUAUGAGAAUAGUGUUAACUUAUGGAAUAGAGCUAAAUGUUAUGAAUGCUUUGAAUUGAAAAAUGGCACAAUAACGCCAUACAUUUCAAACCAAACGGUAACAUUUCUAGAACUAUUUUCAAAUUUCUCUUCGUGCCAAAACAACACCGAAGACGAAGCAAUAUGUGCCAUAUGCGAUGACGAAUAUCAGGUGUUACAAGAUUAUUUUUUCAGUAUCAGUAAUGAAAAUGAGAAAAUCGGAGUUUGUAUGGAUAUAGUUGAUAUGAUGAACUCUACUUGGACCUAUUGGGGCAACAAGUGCUGUAAAUUCAGAAGGCACAAAGAAUACGGUUUUAUAUUUUCAACAGUUGCAGUUCUUGUCACGACAGUUUUGUUUUAUAUAAUUGCCCAAAUAUAUGCCAAAAAGAAACAGCCUACAAUAGUCGAACAGACAAGAUUUUUAAACACUUUGGAGACGUGAGAGGACUGACCUGUUAAUUUGUUGCAGUUGAGUUUGUGAAAUAAAUUUUAUAAAUUGAUAAUAAUAUAUAAGGAUUCGCAAAAACACAAAAAUCGUAGAAAUCUGGAAUUUCCAGUGAAUCUUAUCCUACUGGAGGACUACAAGCCUUGAAAAUUUCAGUUUGUGAGCAGUUAUGAAGUCAAGUUCUAAUUCCGGAAUUGGUUUGGCACCAUUAGAAGAAUAGGAGUUUCAAUACAUGGCUCCAGGUUGUUCGAACUCUGGGUCAAAAUUGAGAAAAGCCGGUGAAAAUCUGUAGAGUCAUAUCGUGAGCUGUUGAUCGCGAAGACUAACUCCGGAAGAUGAACGUUUCAUUUUCUGUGAUCAUCCCCACAAAAUUAUGCUACCAAUGUUUUGAUAGUCAACUUGCGGAGUAUAUGGCGGUUUCGAAAGACGAUAGCGGCAGCAGCAAUGGAGAAGAUGCCCUUCAAGAGAUGUUGAAAGAUGCGAAACGUUCAGAAGCGGCGGAAAAUCAUCGGGCUGCCACUCUACAAGAAAUCCAUCAGAACCGUUUGAACCAUAUCAGGAAGGAGUUGUUGGAGCACAUCAAGAAGACAGAAUGGAAAUAUAGGCCUAUUGAAACUUAUAUUGGACAGAGUGAUUCUCAAGCUGAACAUUACAAAUAAAUAGUUUUGUGGAGAGUUUUGUCUUAGGAAUUAAAUUGUGAAUGUGGAAUAAUGUGAAGAAUUUUUAAUAAAAAAACCCUUGAUUACUUUUUUUUUUGAAAACAAUAAUAUAUUACUUCAAAAUUUUACAAACAUACU